AUGGUAUUGGCAAUUUCUGUAGAUGGAGGCAGUACAGCAAUGUAUAAGGUAGUUAUAGGACAGAGGUAUUGGUGGAGUGAUACCGUGAUGGAAAUCAGAGUUGUAAUAGUAACAUCAGUAAGAAUUUUAGCGAGGUCGCGACAGUUGUUUGUGCAGCCCAGAGAUGACGCCUCAACCGGAACUUCUAAUGCAGAUUUCGGAGCUCAGGAGGCGGUGGUGAGCAUGAAGGGCACGCUGACGGAGGCCGUGGCGCGUCUCAGCUCGGUGGUGGAGGACCCGGCGAUGACCCGGGAGAGCUGGUGUUGUCGCUCAAGUCGGACAUCACGUCCUUGCAGAAGGAGGUGGUGUCAAUCAGCGACCGCCAGGAGACACUGCAGACUUCGGUGGCACAGCUGUUGGAAGAGCGCCGACUGUUGGUGUCAGACCUCUCUCAGGCUGGGGUCAUCUCCCUUCAUACCAGGUCCCGCCUCGAGUCCCGCGGCGCGAUACCGGGCGACGGCGGCGGCGGCGGCGGUGGCGGCGCUGCCGCUCUGGCUCCGGCACCCACAGCAACGACUCGGGCGUGGCGCUGCUGCUGGAGCGCGCCCACCAGGCCUUCACGGCGGACCACACGCCUCGCCCACGCCCACCAACCAGCGGGCGUCGGAUCAGGACUCCCUCCCGGACCAACCCUCUCUGCUGGUCCCUCCUUCGGUCUACGAUUACGUGGCUGGUCUUCGGUCUCACGGUCUGCACGCCGCCCCCUCACACCCCGCCACGCCACAGACCGACGCGGCUAACAACAGACAGAGCGUGGUCGCGGCCGUGGGCGGCGACAGCGAGGACCUGGGUCUCGUCUACGACUCGGACUCGUCCCUGACCAUCGCGGCAACAAGACAUCAGCCUCAGCGCCUCCCUCAGCCAGCAGUGCGGCCUCGAGCUCCGGACGGCGCACACGGGGCCCCCGACGCACCACCACCACGGCCACGCGGGCGCCGCCGACCACGAGCACCACCACCACCACCACCGCCUCCGCCAGGCGAGCCACGACAGGAGCCACCUGCGCUCGGACUCCGACGGCUCCGAUCAGUCGCGCGACGCCAAGCACAGGCAACCGGCGGGGCGUCGCAUGACCGGGAGCGGGAGAGCAGCAGUGACCCCUACGGUGUGGUGGGGUCCCGCGGCCGCUCCUCCUUCGCAGACAGUCGGGACCCUCGCGAAAGCCAGCGGUACAGGGUGGCUCGGGAGCUCCUCGACACGGAGAAGAAGUACUGCAAGACCCUGUGGACCAUUCAGGACACGUUUGCUGAACCCCUGAAGAAGGCGGGGAUUCUGUCUCACAAGGAUAUCACCACUCUGUUCCCGGAAGAGGUGUACCAGCUGUACGACAAGCACUGCCUUCUGCAACACCAGCUGCGGGAGCGCCUGGCCUCGUGGAAGUGGCAGCCGUUGGUCGGGGACGUCGUGGCCCGCUUCACCGACCCGAGGCACACCGACGUCCUCCGUCUCUACACCGCCUACGUCAACGACUUCCCGGAGGUCCUCAAGACGUUCCACAAGCUGUGUCGCACGUCGCAGCCCUUCACCAAGUUCAUUAAGUCCUGUCUGGAGCAGCCGGCCUGCGGCGGCCUGGACCUGGGCGCCUUCCUGCUGACGCCCGUGCAGCGCGUCCCCCGGUACAUCCUCCUGAUGAAGCAGCUCCUGAAGUACACGGAGCCGCAGCACCCGGACUACCAGCACCUGCACGCCUGCCUGGAGCGCCUGAGGGACUUCCUGGCGCGCCUCAACGACUCCAUGGAGCACUCCUUCCAGCUGGUACACGCCCAGCUGUCCCCCCACGGCACCGUCCCCGGGCCCGCGCACCACCACCCCCCUCCCCCGCAACCCCCCACGUCGCUUCACAGGCCGGGCCGCUCGCCUCGACGCUCCAGCUCGUCCAUAGGCAGCCCGCCCGUGAGCCCCGGGUCGCCCGCCUACAGCCCGGACCGGGUGAGUCUGGGCUGCAGUCCCCACAGGUCGCCGGAGGACCGACGCCGCUCUCCGGGGAGUUCGACGAGCCUCGCCACCCCGCAGCGGUCCCACAGCAUCGCCACGCAGCCCUCCUGCCGCCCGCGCUCGGUGUUCCUCGACAACAGGUCUUCGUCGCUGCCUCGAGGCUCCGCCAGCUCCAGCAGCGGGUCGCGGGGCAGCGCCGCCUCGCCCAGCUCGGACGCGCCCCGCACGAGGUCCCGGAGCGAGAGCGUGGCUUCGCGGCGCCCGCUGCCUUCCACACACACCCACACACCCCUGCAGUCUCUAGUCACCCAGGAAGGGCCUCGCCCGCUGGCGCCCGCGCACUCCGUGGUGGACGUGACGGCGUCGCUUAGCCCGUCCCGCGACGCCCGCUGGGAGGAGCUGGCCGCCAGCGAGCCCUCCCUCCUGGACCCCCGGCCCUCGCAGGAGGCGUCCAGGGCCCCCGCUAACUCGUCGCUGUCCGCUGCACACAGCGUGGCCAGCGUGGACGGGCAGCAGAAGGUCAGCACGCCCGUGUGGACAGAGUCGUCCCACUCGGAUGACCCGCGGAGCAAGAAAAAGUCGUCUAUCCGCACGUCCCUCAAGAACAUGUUCACCUUCAAGAAGAGCCGGGUGUCUCGAGCCUUUCACCACCACCACCACCACCACCACAGCUACCACCACCACCACCUGCAGCCUCUCAGGGGGGCCUCCCGUGGGCGUGAUGAGGGCGGAGAAUACUGGGAAGCCCCGCCCAUAGACGCGUCCCCAAGUGCCACCCAGUCGCCCACGCUCACGGUCGUUUCCGUCGCCCAGCCCACGACCCUCACCGUUGUGCCUGCGUCCGCCCCGCCGCCCACGCUCGCCAUGGUGGGCGACUUUGUGGACGAAGACGGCAACCCUUGCUCUAACGUGUGAUUCUUCGGAGUGUGGGCGGGCUGAUCAGAAGUGUGUUGUAAUACACACAUUGUGUGUAUGUAUAUGUAUAUAUAUAUAUAUGUAUAUGUAUAUAUAGAUAGAUAAAUAUAUAUGUAUGUAUGUCUAUAUAUAUAGAUAUAUAUGUAUAUAUAUGUGAUGUAUAGGUUCAUACACACACAUGUAAUAUUUAUGUAUAUGGACUUGAUAGCCCUUUAACCCUGUUUCUCGUGUACAUUGAUCUGUAUGGAAAAGAACUAAACACGUGUAAUUACUAUAGUAUAUAAGCAGAAGAUACUUUAGACAUUACAGUUAUAAGUGAGCAAAAGACUGAUAAAUACAUUUUUAACGGAAACAAAGGAUAAAAACAUUCACACAGGUGCAGAAAAAAAAAUAUUUUUAUCAGCAAGUGACUGAUGACUAUUAGGGGAAAAAAAUCUGAGAAAUAGAACAAUUGAAGAACGUUAUGAGUUGUAUGAGUGAGCGAUUUCAAGAACAGUGAGUGUUAUAUUGUGAGGAAGUUGCUGUAAUUUCGAAGGACGAUUUUCUAUUUAUAUUUACAGAGGGGAGUUACUCCUCGCCAUAUUGACUUUUUCUAUAUCUUGUGAAAAAAAGAUAUUGACAAGAAGUGAAAGAAAAAAUCAGGAAGCAAUAUAUGUAUGGAAAAAAAUGAUAAUUUAUAUAAAUGAAGUCUUCUAAACUCAUCCACAUAUAAAUUAUUUUUACAUCUUAAAAUAGAAAUCAAGAAAUUAAGACGAAAAUGCAAUAAGAAGAGAGAAAUGUAACACGAAAAUAAAUACAUCACAGACAGUACCUGGUCGACAUAUACUAUUCUCACCCUAGAACAGGUUAUAUUUCCGUCCUUUAUAUAUAUAAAAAAAAAACACUGUAUCAUAUCAUCAUAUAUUUUGUAUCACGUAGAGUUAAGUGUGAGUCCAGUGCCUGUCGAAAAAAAACUUUUUUUUUUUUUAUUAGUUUGUUUAUUUUUUAUAUGGUGUUGCUGCCUUCAUUAUAAUGCUAUGCUUCAAUACUGUAAGUGGUUUAGCGUGAGGGAAGUUAUUUUUUUCUUUUAGAUGGUAUGUUUAUGUAGAAUUGGGCAUGAGCAUACACAUGCACAUAGGCAUACGCAUAUAUAUAUAAGGACACACACACACACACACACACACACACACACACACACACACACACACACACACACACAC
Penaeus vannamei (Pacific white shrimp) is the source of this 4088-nucleotide messenger RNA. The record is from RefSeq and is a predicted model, not a curated record. NCBI's taxonomy places the organism in Eukaryota, Metazoa, Arthropoda, Malacostraca, Decapoda, Penaeidae.